CAAAUGUGCGCGCCGUCGCCUCUGCCCCGUCGCGCGUCGGCCCUGGGGACUGGUGUUUCCCUACAGCUACCAUGAGCAAGCGGAACCAGGUGUCCUACGUGAGGCCGGCCGAGCCGGCGUUCCUGUCCCGCUUCAAGGAGCGGAUCGGCUACCAGGAAGGACCUACGGUAGAGACCAAGAGAAUCCAGCCACAGCUCCCUGAGGAAGAUGAUGAGCACAGUGACAAAGAAGAUGAACAGCCCCAAGUGGUGGUUUUAAAAAAGGGACACCUGUCAGCUGAAGAAGUCAUGAAGAUUAAAGCGGAAAUAAAGGCUGCCAAAGCAGAUGAAGAACCACCUCCAGCCGAUGGGAAAAUUAUGUAUCGAAAACCAGUUAAGCGUCCCUCAGAUGAAAAAUACUCAGGUUUAACAGCAAGCUCAAAAAAGAAGAAGACAAAUGAAGAUGAAGUCAAUAAGCAGGACUCAGUUAAAAAGAACUCACAGAAGCAAAUAAAAAACAGCAGCCUCCUUUCUUUUGGCAAUGAAGAUGAAGAUGAGUAAACAUUUUGAGCUCAGACUCCUUUGAAAGUAUGAGGUGCUUUUCAGAUAACUUUCUCCUAUUACAAAGAUACUAUAUGUUCAUUCUAGAAAAUACAGGAAAAACUAGUAAAAUGAAAACUAAGUCCAUCCAUUAAUACACCUCUGCCUGGAAAUGCCAGCUCUGCAGAAGUUAACUCCUAUUAAUGUUUUGUUAUUCCCCAUAUGUGGGUGUGUUUAUAUGUAAAUUAUAUUUUUGAAACAUAAUUAAUGUUGUGUUAUGAACAUUCUCUAUCCUACUUCUCAUUUAACAUUACAUUGUGAGCAUUUUCAAAAUGUAAAUUCAAGGGGCUGGCGUUGUGGCAUAGCAGGUAAAGUGGUGCACCGCCUGUGACGCCAGCAUCCCAGAUGGAUGUGGGAUCCUGUUCCAGCUGCUCCACUCUGAUCUAGCUCUCUGCUGAAGGCCUGGGAAAAGCAGCAGAAGAUGGCCUGAGUGUUUGGGCCCCUGCCACCUUGUAGAAGACGUGGAUAAAGCUCCUGGUUCCUGGCUUCGGCCUGGCCUUGUCCUGGUCGUUAUGGCCAACUAGGGAGUGAACCAGUGGAUGGAAGAUCUCUGUAUCUCCCUCUCUCUUUGUAACUCUUUCGAAUAAGUACAUCUUUAAAAAUGUAUAUUAAAAAUUACAUUUUGUCAUGUCAGUAAAUUUCAAAACCCUGACAUUAAUAGUUAGAGAAUUUCAUUGACAGCUUCCCUAUUGUAUGCUCCUCAUUAGUGGAGCUCCAUUGUGGGUUGGGAGAUGAUUAUGUGCCUGGUUAAAAAGACCUCCCCCAACUCAUACCAAGUGGGCUGUGUGACUCUGCUUUAUAAAGCUUCUGGGGGUGUACACACAGGACUGACCUGGCAGGCCUGAGCCUUUCCCUUGGUCUCCAUCCUGUCUGGAGUAGAGACGUGGGUAUUUCUAAUGAUUUCCUUAGAGUGAAUUGCUAGAAGUUAAACUACUGGGUCAAAUUUAAAUAUUUGUAUAGCUGUUGAUAUUUAUUCCCUUAUUGCUUUCAGAGAAUUUUGCUGUUACUAUCUUAUGCACUAUCUGUAAGAGCCCACUUCUUAUCCAUGUUAGUAGUGCACUAGCCUUUUUGGUACCAGGCCCUUAAGUUUUGUGAAUUGGAUAAAUUGAGAGUAGCAUUUCACAUAGUUAAACUAUGAUCUACCAGGAGAGACUAAACUCUUUCAUACAUUAAUACACCAUUUUAUGUUUCUUUUUUAAGAUUUAUUUAUUUAUUUAUUUGAAAGGCAGAGAGAGAGAAAGAGAGGUCUUCCACCCACUGGUUCACUCCCCAAAUGGCUGCAGUGACUGGACUGGGACAGGCCAAAACCAGGAGCCAGGACCCUCUUCUGGGUCUCCCAAGAGGGUGUAGGGGCCCAAGGGCUUGGGCCAUCUUCCACUGCUUUCCCAGGCCAUGGCAGAGAGCUGGAUUAGAAGUGGAGCAGCCAGGACUCAAACCAGCACCCAUAUGGGAUGCCAGCACUGCAGGCAGCAGCUUUACCUGCUAUGCCACAGCACCAGCUCCAUUAUAUUUCUUUUUUCAAUUAACUUCUUGUUCAUUUUCUACCAUCAUAGUCCUUAUUUUCUUACUAAUUUGUAACUUAUGUAAUCUAUCAAUCUUUUGUUCUGGCUCCCAGCCACUUUGUCAAAUAAAGAAUACAUUUUUUUUUUUUUUUUUUUUUUACAUUUUAAACUUUAUUCCACUUAGAAUUAUUUUUCCUCAAAUCAUCAAUUGUCCUAGAACCAUAUCUAUUCCUCAUCUAUUUGAAAGACAUCAGAAUGCAGGAUUGGGGUUUUGGGGUAAAGAAGGGAGGGAAGCCUUAUAAAGCCUGAGCCAUUCCUUAUGAUUCCUCAAGACCCUGAUUAAUCCUAACAAUUCUCAUUAAUAAUCAACCGAAACUGGAGGCUUGUUAUGAUCCCAUCCUUCACUGGCUACAUCCAUCUGAAGUUAAGUCUCAGAGCAUCCUAUCAUGAAUUUAGUGCCCCCAUCUCUCUACUUUAGGUACCUGAUGUAAAGAAUACUCAAAAGUGGUACACGUCAGGCCAGCGCCAUGGUGUAGUAGGCUAAACCUCCACCUGCAGCGCCAGCAUCCAUGGCCACUGGUUCGUGUCCCAGCUGCUCCUCUUCUGAUCCAGCUCUCUGCUAUGGCCUUGGAAAGCAGCAGCAGAUGGCCCAAGUCCUUGAGCCCCUGCAUCUACAUGGGAGACCCGGAAGAAGCUCCUAGCUCCUGGCUUCAGAUUGGCCCACCUCCGGCCAUUGGGGCUAUUUGGGGAGUGAACCAGCAGAUGGAAGACCCUUCUUUCUCUCCUUCUUUCUUUCUGUAACUCUACCUCUCAAAUAAAUAAAAUCUUUAAAAAAAAAAAAAAAAUGUGCUGCAUGUGGGUCCA
Molecule: messenger RNA, 2944 nt
Organism: Oryctolagus cuniculus (rabbit)
Lineage: Eukaryota; Metazoa; Chordata; Mammalia; Lagomorpha; Leporidae
Product: KIAA1143 ortholog
Source: RefSeq, a predicted model, not a curated record